GAUUAUUUCGCAUUUGAUGAAAACGUUGGAAAAUAUAUUAUACCUUACAUAAAGCAAUUAAAAGAAUGCGAUCUAAUUAUUGGUGUUACUAUAAAUACAGCUCCAUCAGCAAUACAAAACCCUUGCAUCUAUAAUUAUGACGAAUUGAAUGGAAUAGUUGAUUUCUAUGAGGUAGAUACUUAUUUCAUGAAUCAAUGCAAUCCAAAUUUGUAUAAUGGAAGGACUCCAAUUACAAAAAGUGAGCACGGUCCUAACUACCUCUAUGGAAUGGAAGAGGUGGCAUCAUAUAUAAAUAAAUCGAAGAUAUCUCAAGAAAAACUAACUUAUGCUGUCGAAUUGUAUCCAGCUAACAACAAUUCAACAAAUUAUGCUUCAUAUACACAAGUGUGUACAGGACAAUAUGAUAGUUCAAUUUGGUGUGUACAAACAUCUAGAAAUCUAUAUGAUAAGGGAAAAUUUAUACGUAAACAAAACAGUGGUAUUAUUAUCGAAUAUCCGGAGUUUGAUGACAUUAACAACGACUGUGGUUGUAAUUCAACAUUUAAUGGAUUUAACAACAUAAUUGGCGGCUUCAAAAGUGGUCAACUAUCACCAUGUCAGAAUUUUGACGUUCAAUCAAAUUCAUAUACACUUAAAUAACCAGCUGUUAACUCAUUAACUGUUAAAGUAAUAUAAAAGUUUAUUCAAAU
Messenger RNA from Melanaphis sacchari, 689 nucleotides. RefSeq lists its product as uncharacterized. The annotation marks the transcript as partial. The record is from RefSeq and is a predicted model, not a curated record. Lineage: Eukaryota; Metazoa; Arthropoda; Insecta; Hemiptera; Aphididae. The transcript has 5 exons.